This is a messenger RNA of Neurospora hispaniola, 1544 nucleotides long. RefSeq lists its product as uncharacterized. Bases 1 to 1143 code for a protein of 380 amino acids. Lineage: Eukaryota; Fungi; Ascomycota; Sordariomycetes; Sordariales; Sordariaceae. The record is from RefSeq and is a predicted model, not a curated record. The transcript is spliced from 3 exons.
AUGCCAACCACUCCAUCUUCCAGACGUAACUCCCAACGAAGCCGACGGGGAAGCACUCCGCCGACACCAGGACAAAAUGGCUCGAAGCUUGCGGGACGCAUAAUGUGGUUGCCGUAUGCGGAUGAGCUCAGCGUGUCGACUGGUUUCUCCGAGGAAUCCCAUAACCACCCGGUCCUUGUGCUUUCGAAGAAGAUUGCUGCAGAUGGGAAGGUUGACAUUCUUUUUCUAACAAGCUUGGUAUGUGCAAUCCAGAUGACAUCCUUUGGCGGCACGGAUCUUGAAACGAGGCAUCGGUACAGCAACACUCAACUACGAGGAAUUUACCUUCCCAUUGAUCCGUCACCUCCCCAUCCAGACAACAAUAUCCAACUGAAGCUUGACCACGGCGUGCCGGCCUUCAAGAAGAACUCCUACGUAAAUACUAGGGACCAUAAGAAAAUCCUCUUCUCUCUUCUGAGAAACUACGAUCGUCGCAAAAACAAGAUUUACACCAUCACGGAUGCCUCAUACCAGAUUGUGGUAAAACGUUCCGGUUACUGCGAGCCCAUUCCUCCUGUCUACGAUGACAGGUUCACUGUUCCAGUUCCUCUGGACAUUCUUGUUCAGGCUCAUCUGGAAGCAGAGAGAAAGCGGAGCCAGGGAUACGGAACAAUACCCAGUGUUACUCCACAGCUACAAUACCCCGCCUCGCGACCUGUCCAAAGCACUGCUCGAAGCGACCACCACAGCUACAACAGCUACAACAGCUACGACCCGUACUAUUCCGAUGUCCACUCCCAGAGAAAGCGCAACUCCGCAAGACCUUCCGGUCACUCGUCAGGCGGAUCUCCUGACGAUCUCUCACCAAGCGCCCAGAUUGUUCUCGGCCUUAUCUUCGCGACUACCUUUGCCUGUGUAGUGGCUCUCGUGUACAUGCUUUUCAGUUAUUUGUUUGGAGGCCUGAAGGAGGUUGACUGGCACAAGGUAGCUAAUGCUGUCGGGUCCUUCUUUGGGGAUUGUUUGGUUACUAUGGGUAAGAUCCUCAAGUAUCUGGUAGUCGGCAUGGCUAAGAGUGUUGCAUGGGUGGCAAAGAGUGCGUGGGUGUUGGUGAGGGACUGGAUCAUGGGGACACCAAAGGAUACCUCUAAGUGGAAGCUUUUCUGAGUGCCUUGGUCUUGCUUGAGAGGAGGUCUUCAAGGGAGGUAGAGGUAGGCUACCUGUCUACCUACACGAUGGGAUAAAGCACGGGCUUAACGCUGGGAGGGGUCAAGGUCAUGCUGACCUCGAGGCUCUUUCACUUCCCGUUGAAGACGGGAGUCUAGAGUGCCGGCGUAUGAGGCUCAUACGCCAUUCACUGAGCUUUGGCAUCUGGGCUGUUUUCUGUCUUUCCCGUUACUCCCUACCUUCCAUCCUUUGGUCGCUUCUUCUUGCACCGCUUCGUCGUCCGAAGUACGUUCUGUUUCUGCCUGGGGCAUCUAGGGCAGUUUGAAGUUCUGCACGUAACUUUCAAUACAGAUUCUGCACACAAAAGAUUGAAUUGUACACUGCCUUGCCCCACCUUGUUU